AUGAGUUUGCCCUGCAACCUGGAGAGAGUCGUCACUCACAUCACAACUUCUACUACCAACUCACAGCAGAACAUCAACAGCAUCACAGCUACCAACAACUUCACACACACAAAACAAUCAACACCAAUCACCAUCAUCAUGUAUCCUUCCACUGGUUUUACCCCUGAGUCUUCGGCUCCCACUUCACCCACCGAGACUACUCACGGCUACUUCCCUUCUCUUAUCCACGCCAAGUUUGGUCCCCAACCUAUUCAGUGCCCCCACAGCACUCGAUGCGAGUGCACCGGCUGCAGCGGUUGCAAGAACGAGAUUUCUAACUGGAGUACCAUGCAGUGCUCUAACUGCAACAUUAACUGCCCUGCCUAA
Messenger RNA from Fusarium oxysporum Fo47, 366 nucleotides. RefSeq lists its product as uncharacterized. The transcript has a single exon. The coding region runs from base 1 to 366 and encodes 121 amino acids. The record is from RefSeq and is a predicted model, not a curated record. Lineage: Eukaryota; Fungi; Ascomycota; Sordariomycetes; Hypocreales; Nectriaceae.